Messenger RNA from Solanum pennellii, 1358 nucleotides. RefSeq names its product FH protein interacting protein FIP2. Gene Ontology annotation, molecular function: protein binding. Lineage: Eukaryota; Viridiplantae; Streptophyta; Magnoliopsida; Solanales; Solanaceae. The record is from RefSeq and is a predicted model, not a curated record. The coding region runs from base 282 to 1124 and encodes 280 amino acids. Gene Ontology annotation, biological process: protein homooligomerization. The transcript is spliced from 12 exons.
ACUAGAAAGUAGAAAGGAGGAGUAGAAUCUAUUUUUUUCUUUGGAGAGUGACAGUGAGUCCAUUGAAUCAUCAAUCCUCAAACUCUGAGAAUGGCCUAUGACUCCGAAAGUUCGUCUUCCAUGGUUCGUCUAAAUAUCGGAAAAUGAUUUUGCCUUGUCAUUUUCUCACACACAAAUCUUUUUUGGGCUGAUUUUUAUGAGUGAUUUAAAAAAUUUUCUCUAAAGGAGGAAGGAAGUUUUGCACAACACUGGAUACCCUCACACAACGUGAGCCAGACUCGAUGCUCGCUGCUAUGUUUAGUGGUCGUCAUACUAUCUGCCAGGAGUCAGAGAAGGGACACAUAUUCGUUGACAGGGACGGAAAGCACUUCCGCCAUAUCCUUAAUUGGUUGAGGGAUGGUGUAAUUCCACCCCUGAAAGAUUCUGAAUAUGCUCAGCUUCUGCGGGAGGCGGAGUACUAUCAACUCCUUGGUCUAGUAGAUGGAAUUAAAUCUGCCCUAAGUAAGAGGAAGGAGGAUGAGGAGUUGGGUACUGAAUUGACACGCAUUGACAUAAUCAAAUGCAUACAGUCUGACAGAGUCAGAUUUCGGGGAAUUAAUCUUUCUGGUCUUGAUCUUUCGAAGUUGGACUUGUCGUUUGUGGAUUUCAGCUAUGCAUGUCUAAAAACAGUGUUCUUCUCACGUGCCAAUCUUCAAUGUGCAAAAUUCAGGGAUGUCGAUGCCGAAGCUUCCAUUUUUCACAAUGCCACAUUGCGCGAAUGUGAAUUCACUGGAGCAAAUCUUCGUGGAGCUGUAUUAGCUGGUGCUAAUCUUCAAAGUGCAAAUUUACAAGAUGCUUGUCUAAUAGGCUGUAGCUUUUGUGGGGCGGAUCUUCGUUCUGCUCACCUACAGACAGCUGAUCUUACCAAUGCCAACCUCGAAGGAGCUAAUCUUGAAGGUGCAAAUCUGAAGGGUGCGAAGUUAACCAAUGCAAAUCUGAAGGGUGCAAACCUUCAAAGAGCUUAUCUUCGGCAUGUGAAUCUUCGUGAUACAGGUUGCAACAUUUUUAAGGUUUCAUGUAUCACAUCUCAGCAUUUGGAGGGGGCGAAGCUUGAUGGUGCCAAUUUACUGGGUGCAAUCAGGUGACACACAGAUUUGUUCUCAUCCCAAACCUCUACAAAAAGGAUUUGUAUAGCAAUAGUAUCAAGCCUUACAUGUAUUGACCAACUAUUUUAGUUUAAUUUGGUGGUCUAAAUCUCAAUUUAAUUAUCUGUAUGCGUGUAAACCCAAAUUGUUUCAAACCAUUCUGGCCUUGUAAAAAUGUUUAACUUAUCAAAUCUGAGAUGAUCAAACAAGAGGUACUUUCCAAGAAGAAUUGAA